AUUUUUAAAGAAAAAAUUUUCUGUUCGCCGCGUUGGUCUUUUACUGCCAUCAAAACACUGAAGCAAAGACUUCAGUCUCGUCAUUCAAAGUAUGCUUUAUAUUUUUGCCAAAUAUGAUCUCUAAUUGAAAGUUUACUUUUGGUUUUGGAUGAAUCUGUGGAACUUAUGUUGUAAGAAGAAAGGGGGAACGAGACACGAUGAAAGAGAAGUCCAAAAAUGCUGCCCGGACUAGGAGGGAGAAGGAAAACAGUGAAUUUUAUGAACUGGCUAAAUUACUGCCUUUACCCUCGGCUAUCACCUCGCAGCUGGACAAAGCAUCCAUAAUCAGGCUCACCACCAGCUAUCUCAAAAUGAGAGUAGUGUUCCCAGAAGGGCUCGGCGAAGCGUGGGGCCACUCGAGCAGGACCAGCCCCCUGGACAACGUAGGCCGCGAACUGGGCUCCCACCUGCUCCAGACCUUGGAUGGCUUCAUCUUUGUGGUGGCCCCAGAUGGGAAGAUCAUGUACAUCUCGGAGACAGCCUCAGUCCACCUGGGUCUUUCUCAGGUAGAGCUGACCGGGAACAGCAUUUACGAAUACAUCCACCCUGCGGACCACGACGAGAUGACGGCGGUGCUCACUGCCCACCAGCCCUACCACUCUCACUUCGUCCAGGAGUACGAGAUCGAGCGCUCCUUCUUCCUGAGGAUGAAGUGCGUCUUGGCCAAGAGGAACGCGGGCCUCACCUGCGGCGGCUACAAGGUCAUUCACUGCAGCGGCUACCUGAAGAUCCGCCAGUACAGCCUGGACAUGUCCCCCUUCGACGGCUGCUACCAGAACGUGGGCCUGGUGGCCGUGGGCCACUCGCUGCCUCCCAGCGCCGUCACGGAGAUCAAGCUGCACAGCAACAUGUUCAUGUUCCGCGCCAGCCUGGAUAUGAAGCUCAUCUUCCUGGACUCCAGAGUGGCGGAGCUGACGGGGUACGAGCCUCAGGACCUGAUUGAGAAGACCCUGUACCACCACGUGCACGGCUGCGACACCUUCCACCUGCGCUGCGCCCACCACCUGCUGCUGGUAAAGGGGCAGGUGACCACCAAGUACUACCGGUUCCUGGCGAAGCACGGCGGCUGGGUGUGGGUGCAGAGCUAUGCGACCAUCGUGCACAACAGCCGCUCGUCCAGGCCGCACUGUAUCGUCAGCGUCAACUAUGUCCUCACAGACACGGAAUACAAAGGGCUGCAGCUCUCCCUGGAUCAGAUCUCAGCCUCCAAACCAGCCUUCUCCUAUGCAGGCAGCUCCACUCCUGCCAUGACUGACAGCAGAAAGGGGGCCAAGUCCAGGCUCUCCAGCUCAAAGUCAAAGUCCAGGACUUCCCCAUACCCUCAGUACUCGGGAUUUCCCGCGGAAAGAUCUGAAUCUGAUCACGACAGCCAGUGGGGCGGCAGUCCUCUGACAGACGCGGCCUCCCCGCAGCUGCUGGACCCCGCGGACCGCCCGGGCUCUCAGCACGACGCGUCGUGCGCCUACCGGCAGUUCUCGGAACGCGGCUCUCUCUGCUACGGCUUCGCGCUCGACCCCUCCAGGCUGGUGGAGGAGAGGCAUUUCCACACCCAGGCCUGCGAGGGCGGCCGGUGUGAGGCAGGCAGGUACUUCCUGGGAGCGCCGCAGGCGGGGAGGGAGCCCUGGUGGGGCUCUCGCGCAGCCUUGCCCCUGACCAAGGCCUCCCCGGAAAGCAGAGAAGCCUAUGAGAGCAGCAUGCCUCACAUCGCGUCGGUCCACAGGAUCCACGGGCGAGGUCAUUGGGAUGAAGAUAGUGUGGUCAGUUCUCCAGACCCUGGGUCUGCCAGCGAAUCAGGUGACCGAUAUCGCACUGAGCAGUAUCAAAGUAGCCCACAUGAACCUAGCAAAAUCGAAACUCUGAUCAGAGCCACCCAGCAAAUGAUUAAAGAAGAAGAGAACAGGUUGCAGCUGAGGAAAGUCCCCCCAGACCAACUGGCUUCCAUUAAUGGAGCUGGGAAAAAACACUCCUUCUGUUUUGCAAACUACCAGCAGCCCCCAACGACAGGCGAAGUCUGCCACAGCUCCGCUCUUGCCAACACUUCACCAUGUGACCACAUCCAGCAGAGAGAGGGAAAGAUGCUGAGCCCCCACGAAAAUGACUACGACAACAGUCCCACGGCCCUGUCGCGGAUAAGUAGUCCCAAUUCGGAUCGCAUUUCCAAAUCCAGUUUGAUCCUAGCUAAAGACUAUCUACAUUCGGAUAUGUCUCCUCAUCAGACGGCAGGAGACCACCCUGCCGUCUCCCCAAACUGCUUCGGCUCUCACCGGCAGUAUUUUGAUAAGCAUGCUUACACAUUAACUGGAUACGCCCUGGAGCACUUAUAUGAUAGCGAAACUAUUAGAAACUAUUCCUUGGGCUGUAAUGGCUCCCACUUUGAUGUAACUUCCCAUCUAAGGAUGCAGCCGGAUCCAGCACAAGGACACAAGGGAACAUCUGUUAUAAUAACCAAUGGAAGCUGAUGUUUUUUCUAAAAUAUUUUGUUCUUUAAGGAUCUCUGAAAUAUAUUUAUCAUUUAAUGCCCCAUUACCAGCAUUUACAAUGCCACCGAUUGUUAGAGUGGAUAAUUUAAGUUACUGGGUAUUUGACAUGUGUUCUUGUGAAAUCAGAUAACAGCACUGGCAUUCAGGGUUAUACACAGGUAAUGGAGCUAAAGUGAAUACACAAAUUGCCCCUCUAUUUAUAUGGGAACCAGAAUAGAUAAAUUUUGAAUUGAAAAAUACUUGUGUAGAUUAAGUGAGCAUAUAUAUCACAUGAAAGGACCGAUGGAUGCCAACAAUCAUUAUGAUGAUCCAAUGAACUUCAUACACACAGACCACUAUCCACAAACUGCUAUAUAUACUUUACAUAUGGAAAUAUAGACUAUAUACCAUAAAUAUACCCCAAGUGGGUAAGUUUCCUUAACCCUAGCGCAUUAAGCAUCUUAAAGAAAUUUCCAUUCCCAAAAUAACUAAGAAAGAGAUAUAUCUUGUAAACUGGUUUCUUCUUUGUGGUUUCAACCAUCCAGCUCAUUUGGUUCAGGCAUAAAUUAGGGAAAUGGGUCUGGAUGUGAUACAAGAAUGAGUUUUCACCUGGCAUCCAUUAUAAGCAAUCAGGAAGUGGCGAUUUUUCACCUUACUUUUGGGUUAGACAAAGAACAGGAUCACACUGACAUAGCAGUAAGGGUUUUUCUAAGUAAAAACACUGAGAUAUUGGGACACACAUCAAAAGCCUGGUGUGCCCAACCGGAAAUAGAUUAGUAGAGAUGGAAAGGCCAGAGGCAGAGAAAAAUGAAAUGAUAUCUCAAAACAAACAAUUUCAGGGUCGGCAUAUGUAAUCAACAUAUUUGGGGCUUGUAAAACCAACCAAAUAAAAAUUCAAACUAAUUCACCAAGAAAAAAACGCUGAUAAGUGCAAAAAAAACAACCACAAAGAAGCAAACAACUAAGGGAAACCAGUGAAUGCUACAUGACAGCAGUGUGUUUGAACACAUUUCAAAGCACAGAUGUGCUAAUGUGACACGUGGAAAGCCUCAGGAGAGAGUCUAAGAUAAAAGCCUAGGCUGAUAGACAAGUGGUUAGAAGGGUAUGAGUAGUACUCUGACUGAAGGAACAGGCAAAGCGUUCAUUUUUCCAUAUUGUUUGUAAACAGCAAAAACAAACUUGGUCUUGAGUUCAUGUGAUACAGUAGAAAGACCAGCAGACUAGAUGCCGAGAUCUCUGAGUUCCAGUUUGACCCUGCCUGUAACUUAUUUUGGGAGCACAGAUGUAUCACUGACCACACCUGGGCCCCAAUUUCUUUACCUGUAUGGCAGCUCUAAAGUUCCAAGGGUCUGUGGUUCGUUUGUGCAGCAGUACUGAACUUGUUAACCAGUUAUCUCUCUGCUGUGAGUUGUCAAGGCUCAUCAUUCUGGCUUACCUGCACUCAUACAGAGGUCUAGAUGCUUUGAAACUUAAGCAGGUGCAUGGGCUCUUUUAGGCAUAUUAUAGUUACAAUCAACUUUCUAG
This is a messenger RNA of Lipotes vexillifer (Yangtze River dolphin), 4022 nucleotides long. RefSeq names its product SIM bHLH transcription factor 1 (gene SIM1). Gene Ontology annotation, biological process: regulation of transcription by RNA polymerase II. The coding region runs from base 198 to 2498 and encodes 766 amino acids. The transcript has 11 exons. Gene Ontology annotation, molecular function: DNA-binding transcription factor activity, RNA polymerase II-specific; protein dimerization activity; RNA polymerase II transcription regulatory region sequence-specific DNA binding. The record is from RefSeq and is a predicted model, not a curated record. Lineage: Eukaryota; Metazoa; Chordata; Mammalia; Artiodactyla; Lipotidae.